AUGGCAACAAUGAGAUUUGCUCUUAAUGUGGCGAGAGCUAAAUUUUUCAAUGUUGGUGGCGCUGAAAUAGUUAAAAUAAAGCAAACCACGACAAAAUUAAUUUCAGUGAGAUCACUUACAAAUUUUCAAUUCUCGAAUGCAACAUUUAUUAAAUCCAUCAACUCUUCAUUUACUCGUAGUUUAACUACUGAAAGUACCAAUAAUACUAUAAAUGAAAACAAUACGAAACUCGAUUUUCCUCAUAAUAAGCGUAGGCGCACAUAUAUUCCAUAUUCACCAGAAAUAGCUGAAGUAGUUUUAUAUAAUCGUAUUAAGUGGAUGAGAGAUAAUUUAUAUGAUCGUUGUGGAAUGCUUAGAUAUUCUUCCAUAUUUGAAGGAAUGAGGUGGCAAGAUAUUAUAAAACUAAGCCGUUAUGAAUUAACAUUAAUGGGUGUUAAAGAUAUAGAGUCAGCAUGGAAAUUAGGUUCAUGUUUUUGGAUUAUAAGAUGUAAUCUUGCAAUUCAGGAAGGAAAAAGGCUACCCUUUAAAGGUGGUAAAGAUAGAGUUAAUGAUAAGAAUUGGAGAGAGAUUAUCGAUAUGGAUUAUAAAGAUUUAAAAGCUUUGGGUAUUGAUUCUAUUAAUGACAGAAUGAAGUUGAUUAAAAAUUUUUGGGCUAUUAGACGUAAGCUCUAUCAUAUUGAAAGAAUUGAGAAAUGUUUUAUACAAACUGACAAAAAGACUGAAGAACCCAAUGAUUCUGGGAAGAUUUCUAAUACUGGAUGA
This is a messenger RNA of Racocetra persica, 762 nucleotides long. The record is from the annotation of a GenBank genome assembly. NCBI's taxonomy places the organism in Eukaryota, Fungi, Glomeromycota, Glomeromycetes, Diversisporales, Gigasporaceae.